AAGAACUUCCACGGUUUGACGAGAGCAUACCUAACGCCACCGUACCAGUAGGACGAGAAGCCGUCCUUGUAUGUAGUGUGGAGAAUCUAGGAGAUUACAAGGUGGCUUGGAUUAAGCUGGAUACUCAGACCUUGCUGACGAUCGACACAAAGGUCAUCACCAGGGAUAGUCGGAUCCGAUCCACUAACAAUUUCCGCCAGUGGUAUCUACACAUCCGAAACAUCCAAGAGGAUGACCGAGGGUACUACAUGUGUCAGAUCAACACAGAGCCCAUGAUAAGUGUGAGGGGAUUCCUCGAUGUUCUACUGCCACCGACAAUCCAAGACAAUGGAACAAGUUCCGAUGUAAUACUGAACGAAAGAUCUGCAGUAAGUCUUCAUUGCACGGCUACUGGCUAUCCUAAGCCUAAAAUAUUUUGGCGGCGAGAAGACGGGAAGGAUAUUAAUCUUGGAUCAUUUGGAGCACAGUCAUAUUCAGCUGCUAAGGUCAAGGGGAAUUUUUUGAACCUGACCCAUUUAACGAGAACUCACAUGGGAGCCUACUUGUGCAUUGCCUCCAAUGGUAUUCCUCCGUCAGUAAGCAAGCGGAUCAUGUUGGAGAUUAACUUUCCUCCUCAGAUCCGAGUACCCAAUCAAGUUAUUGGAGCCGUUCCAGGAAAUGAAGUAACACUAGAAUGUAAAGUGCAGGCUUGGCCGCGCCCUCUGACCUCUUGGGUGAGAAACGAAGACAAACUUCUCCUAGCUAACACAAAAUAUCAACUGACCGAAGAAUUAUACGGCUAUUAUAACCUUAAUAUGAAGCUCAAAAUAAGUCAUCUUCAGAAAGAAGACUUUAAUUCGUAUAAAUGUGGAGCCAAAAAUUCGUUUGGAGAAAAGGAAGGAUUUAUUCGGCUUCACGCGUUACCACCCAUACAGAAUACCAGGAAAGAAAUAAGCAGGUAUCAUGUUAAUCAGCCGAGACCGGAAGAUUUGUCGGAACUAAAAAAUAUUAGCUUGCAUGGGAAGGACAUCUCUGACGUACCAGCAAUCAACUCUUUGACAGACCAAUCUUCUCACUUGAUGACAUCAAAUAAGGGAAAGAAUGAAAGAAUGGGAAGCCUUGAGGGUUCAAAUAAUCUGAACAAGGAAAAAGACGACAGAAAACCAACCCGACAACAGGACACUGCGUUUAAUCAUUCGAAUAGAAGUUAUGGUAUUUUUAUGGGUUCGAAGGUGGUCUAUGUUUUAGUGGUGUGGAUUAUCAACUGUUGGACUUCGAAGGUUUAAGCAUUGUAUUUCACUUGAAGUGACAGCAUGUAAAUUCAGUUGUAACGCCAAACUUAUAGUAUUAAGAUACAUGACUGUGAACUUUGAUCCUGAACAUCUUAAGCCUAAGAACGUAAAUCAUACUGCUACCCUACAAGUUUUAGUGAACUCUGUAACUCCCUGCAAACCGUCAAAGAGUACGCGAUUCAAUGGAGUGAUUCGAGAUACAGGAAGGAUGUAACUUUAUGAAAUGUACUGUAACUUGUAACAAAACGCAGAGAUCAAGAAAUGAAAACACGAAUCUAUUAACUAUGUAUUUCCUUUACUAUUCCCAGUCUGUCUUAAUUCUAAAGAGUUGGUGUAUAUGUCUUACAACCCAUAAUGCGGAUCUCGUAGAAGACGAAGAAAUGACACAUUUCCAUUGAAUAAUAGUGGUGUGCAUUACGCUUAAGUUCAAUCAAAAUCACUAAACUCAAAUAUGGUAAGUAAGCAUAUUACAUCCGUUCCUAUUAUUGGUAAGCCACCUCACAUCCAAUGUUAUUAGUUAGCAACCACAUUACAUCCAAUCUGGACUUGGUACGAAACAUCAUUUAUUUGUAUAGAUAACGUUAUAGAAUAAACUGCUAAUUCAAGAUUUGAAUGAAUAUUUAGAAGCUGUUGAUAUUUGUACUGUCAUGUACUGUACGACAUGUUUACUUCGUAAUAACACCUUUACAGAAAUUUGUGAUUGUUUAUCAACGAUUAUAUGGCUAAUACUCAUACAGAAUAAGAAAAAUUCCUUACAUUGAAUGGUAAUAUUAACAAUGUACAUUGUCAUGUUAAAUUAUAACAUAAUUGUUGUAUAUAUAUCGAUCGUUAUAUAGCUGCAUGAUACCGUUAUGAAACUGGACCAUGCCAUUAUGUAGCUGUAUCUAGAACAUACCGUUACGUAGCUAGAUCAAGUCGUUGUUUAAUUAAAACAUGCCAUUAUGCAGCUGGACAUUGUAAUGAAGCUGGGACAUGCCAAUAUAGCUGUGCCAUUGCGUAAUAUAUCUUAAACAUAUCAUUAUGUAGUUUGAUUAUGUUGUUAUGUAGUUAGAACAUGCCUUUAUGUAGCUGGAUCAUGCUACUGAAUUUGGUAUUUAGUGUAUGGUGAACUGUUACUAAUGUUUGCGUUUUUACUCCAACUAAGGUUAUCACACUGUAAUAUUUAGUUCUUGUUAUAUAAUGUGUAAUAGCAAUCGUUUGAAGUAUUUUGAUGAAACAUAAAUAUAGUACAGAUAUGGUACCUUUAACUCAGCUACACAUCAGUCUUUCCGCUGUUUGUAGACCCAUAAUAAAGUGGGUUGG
This is a messenger RNA of Limulus polyphemus (Atlantic horseshoe crab), 2573 nucleotides long. Its product is annotated as lachesin-like. The transcript is spliced from 9 exons. Gene Ontology annotation, cellular component: neuron projection. NCBI's taxonomy places the organism in Eukaryota, Metazoa, Arthropoda, Merostomata, Xiphosura, Limulidae. The record is from RefSeq and is a predicted model, not a curated record. The annotation marks the transcript as partial.